This is a messenger RNA of Symbiodinium natans, 7269 nucleotides long. The record is from the annotation of a GenBank genome assembly. Lineage: Eukaryota; Dinophyceae; Suessiales; Symbiodiniaceae.
AUGGAGCUUGCCAGCUGCCGCCAGUGUGGCGAGGUUUUUCUCGUCCUUUUGGGCUUCGUGGUCGCCUUCGGCUUUCACAGCGGCUUCCGAUCUUCCAUCCGCCUGAGGUUCAGGGGCUUCGGUGGCAGCCGGAACAGGACGGCAGAAGUGGACUUCAAGAACAGCAGUCGUGGCGAGGUGGUAGCUGCCGUAGCUGAGCCUGUGUCUGCACAAGAGAGCAGUCCCAGCAUGUCGAACACGACGAAGAGUAGCAGCCUUCCCAGCAUCUCCCCGACAACCACCUCCCUUGCCUCCGUAGCCCCAGCCUCCGACACAGCUUCGACGCCGCCACCGGCGCCGCAGGCGAAGGUAGGGGGCCUGGGUGAAAGCGGCAGCGGGGCGAGAGCCUCCGGCAAAGAUUCGACGCUGGCCCACUUGUCUGCGAAGCUGCAGAGAUUCUUGGACCCUGUUCUAAGCCAAAAUGGCCACUGGGUGGAGCUCGCUGGGCACUGGCUAUGGUCGGAUGCAAACCGCAAGCUUUGGAACAGUUCUCUCAAGCGCCUGCGCUGGAACAGCAGUGAGAACGGCAGCGAGCAAGAGAUGCCGACCACGAUUUGGAACCUCGAAGGCUCUUUAGCAGUCUGGUUUGCUGUGUCCUGGCUUGACGUUAAGAACCCGUAUGGCAGCUCGCAUCUGCGGGAGCUGUACAUGGAGCAGGAGAGGCUGCACCAUGGCGUCCUCACCCGCGAGGAGUGCCGCCUGCCGCCGGGGAGCCGGCCCAAGGCGGGGGCCUAUCCCCCGAUGUGCCGCUUCACGCAGGCGGCAUGGCAUGCCAUGGAUGCCCGGUAUCCUGUGCGCGAGGGCGCCGACUGCUUGCCACCCCAAAUCGGGCCGACCUUGGGGAGCAUGAGCUCUUGCCAGUUCUGGAGCCAGAUAUGGAGGAAGAAGUGUCGGAGUUGGGAUGGCCUCGAAGGUGUCGACCUUGACUGGUGUGGGCCCCCGGGAUUCCGGACGAGUGUCGACCUGCACCUGGCCAUCGGCUUCAAGACCUUCGUGCACACGCCGGCGGCCGAUGAGCUCUUCCUCUCGCGCUUGGAGAAGGUUCAUAUGCGCUCCCUGAACGGCAGCAUUGCCAUUGCAGAGCUUGGUACGGCCUGGGGGACCAGGGGUCCACGCCAGGCCCUGUCGCGGGGGUCGCUCCGCCUACCGAACUUGACUGAAGAAGAGGAGGUCCAGUAUUACGUCCACUGGAUCCACGCCGUUGCUUUUCCGAGCCGGCUGGUGCUUUGGAUUGCCGCAUGUGGCUGCGAGGGGCAGCCGCGCUGUCAGGGUCUCACUCCACUGAUGCGGGCGAUGUGGCUGGAAGUCCAGAAGCACUACCGGCACACUGCGGUGAUGAUAGACAAGUGCGCCCUCGCGUGCGCGGAGCAUGGGUUUCCUGCGGGGCACGGCUGCAAAGGGCCGCUGCUCAACGUACUUGCCCAGAUGUUGCAUGCGACUCUGCUCCAGGUGCCGCAAGACGAGGAGAUCGUACGGCCACGUGCCGGCAUUUUCUCCACCCACGUGUCGGACGACAUGAAUUGGGAGCGAAGCAGGGUGGAGGACUGGGACGCCCGCGAGGAGGUGGUGCAUGGCACGUACCUGGUCAACUUUCUCCAGAUACGCUCCCAGGGCCUGAAACAGAUGGGGCGCAAUAACGUCCACCUCUGCAAGGGCUUGCCUGGACGUGGUGUCGUCAGCGGAAUGCGCAGUGACGCCAACGUUGCCAUCUACGUCUCACCUGUGAAGGCGAUUGCCAAAUACGGGCAGCGCUUUCACGAAAGUUCCAACGGUGUCGUUCUGACCUCGACUGUGGCGCCCUGCUGCUUCACGCGAGUGGACUGGUGGGAUCCGAAGCAACAUCGCUGGAUCCGAAUCUGGGAGCCACACCAGGUACACCUGGCGGACGACGUGCGAAAGCACAACGCGCAAUUCAAUUGGGAGAUGGGACAAGUGAGAGAGCUCAGAAUAUUUCCGGACAACGACUUGACAAGGCAUCUGGACGACGACACCAGAGUCAAGGUCAAUGUGCACAACAUGAAGGACACGCAGGCAUUGCAAUCCGAGUUGCGGACCGGGAGCGCCGACAGGGCCAAGAGGGCUUCCGUGGCAGGUGAGUUCAUCAAGAUGGAUGCUUCGAACUCCGAGGCAACGGAGGCCAUGACGGGAACAAGCAGGUUCAAGUCAUUUGCACACCAGCUCAUCGACAACCCCCACGUCGUCAACUUCAUGGCAUGCGUGGUGGUGGCAGACGCUGCGUGCACAUGGGUAGACAUCGACUCCCGGGUUAGCGGCGGCUCGCCCCCGCCUGGAUCCGUCAUGUUCGCAGACAUCUGUCUGGUCCUCUACACCCUCGAGUUGCUGUUCCUGUUCGUUGGCAGAGUGCUUUUGGACUGGGUCGUGAUCCUGGACAUCACCGUGGUGUUCUGCGGCUAUGUCGAGAUGAUCUUCGUCCAGAUGGAAGCGGUGGAGUCGGCGAACGCCCUCGCCAAGCUGGGCGUCAUGCGCGCCUUGCGCCUGGCCCGGAUCUGCCGGCUCCUGCGCCUCUUCCGGAAGAUCCGCGGGCUCCGGGAGCUUGAGAAGCUCGUGACCAUGAUGGCGACCUGCCUGCGCACGCUCGCGUGGUCCUUCUUGUUCUGCUUCGUGAUCAUGACCCUCUGGGCCAUGUUGCUGGUGGAGUUCGUGGACCCCAUCAUGCAGGACAUGGCCGAGGAGUUUGCGGGAUGCGACUUUUGCGUGGCCUCAACCAGAUCGGUGAUGGCAGCCAACCUGCUUCUGUUUAAGACGGUCAUCGCCGGCGAUAGCUGGGGGCUGGUGGCGGUGCCCAUCAUCCAGAAGCAUCCGGGAACCGCCGUGAUAUUUGUGGGCUCGCUGCUGACGCUGGUCUUCGGUGUCUUGAACAUGAUCAUCGCUGUGGUGGUGGACACCUUUGCCGAGGCGCGACAGAACGACAUCCUGAACUUGGCGGAGCAGAUGGAGGAGGACAUUGAGAAGGACCGGGAGUCCUUGGGAAAGCUCUUUGAAAGCAUCAAUCAGGAUGGCAGCGGGGAGCUCUCUCUUGAGGACUUGAUUGAGGGAGCGCGCCGUAAUCCGGUUUUGCAAAGCCGACUGCGCGUCAUGGACAUUGACGAGAACGACUUGGAGCAGCUGUUUCGAAUGAUCGACGCGGACAACAAUGGCACUAUCGAGGUAGGCGAGUUCAUUGGACCUCUCAGCCGAUGGGUCCAUGAUUCCAAGACAGCUCCAAGGUUCAUCAAGUACAACAUGUUGCAGACGAUGCAGCUCCAGGAAGACCUGUACUGUAUGUCGAACCACUACUUCAAGCACCUCUCCGAGCGCAUCGACAUCCUCUUCGCGGGGCUGAACCUCCUCGGAACAGAAGGUUCCCUGGCAUCCAUUCUCCAGAGCGAUGUGAGUCACACCCUGUUCGGCCGCAAGGGAAGCCCCGUGCCCUCCGCCACUGACCCGACAACAGGCGAUGGCCUUCUUUCAUCUGCAGCCGCAGACAAACCUGCCUGGACAGGCGGCGAGUCGCCGGCAGUGCCAGGCGACGAGUUUCCCGAUGAAGCGGCGCCAUCCAGCCAGUGGCGGCCAAACCUGGCUGCAGGCAGCAAGCACAAGGUGUUAGAGCUGGACGGCUCCGAGUCGACCUCCCUGGCCGAAAGAACAAGAAGCCACAAGGACCUAGAUGGACUUGACAAGCUCCUUGAGGCAGUGACGAUGAAGGUGGAGAUGUCCAUGCUCGAGAUGGAAAGCCGGCUGAAGCGCUCCUUGGGCGAGCGACCUCGCUUUUCAAAGAAGAAGCAAGAGGUCCAGCGCGCUGCUGCCAUCGCCGAAACGAAUGAUGACUCCAUCGUGGCCCACACUGGCCAGGAGCUGCCGCCAGAGCCGCCAGAGACGGCGGAGAACAUGCUGGCGGUGCAUAACCAGAAGAGAAAGCAGAAGGGCUUGCCUCCACAGACCAAGAUCCCUUCGGCUAAGAAGAUGCCGACAUCGCUGAAGGCAACGAUGAAGGCGGCGCCCAAGACCAGGCCAGUCGUGGAUGGGAGCUUGCCACCAGCCGAGCCGGCAUUUCCCCCGAAGAAGAGCCUGCCACUUCCCCUCCCACCGCCGCCACCGCCACCGGCCGUGCCGACCUCUCCUGCGAGGGCUCCUCGCGCCAUUUCGUCGCCGCCGUCCAAAGAGCUGGUGUGGAGAGAGGCGACAGAAUCGUCGCUUGCGGACCGAGUGGCGGCUUGGAAGGCGCCGGAAUCGCCACAUUCGGACAGAGUGGCGGCCUGGAAGGCUCAAAGUUGGGAAGAGGCGCCCGAAUCGCCACCGGUGGCUUGGAAGGCUCCAACUUGGGAAGAGGCCCAAGAGAUCCGCAUGAGCCGCCGGAAGAAGUUUGAACAGGACCGCAGACAGGAAUUGGAAGAUUUCGUGACGAGGUGGGAAGUGGAUCAGAAAGACGCGCACAUGCUGCGCAAGCAGCCGGAGAGCAUCCGCCAGGCCUUCUACCGGACCUUCAACAGCAGCUCGGUGAAAGAUCCGCGCAGCCUGAAAAUGACCCAGGAUGCUUUCGACUUGCUCCACACGGACCAGGAGUGGAAGCAGCAGAAGAAGGAGCAAGAAGGCUUCGACAGACUGAAGGAGAUGAAGGAGGAGGCUCCCAGGGCACUUCUUCCAGUGCCGAAGGUGAUCCCGGGCAGUUAUCCGAUGCAGGAGCGUGCUCAGGAGGAGAGCCAGCUCGCGAAACCCGCGCCCAAGGUGGUUCCUCCUCCCAUGCGGGCAACGGACCAGGCGAAGGCUCUUCCACCUGCGCCGCCUCCUCCUGCAACCCCUCCGAUUAUGCAGGCCGAGCCAGCGCGGCUCAAUCAGACUCCUGCGAUACGGAUCGAGGACUCCGAUUCGGUGACCAGCAACUCGACAAGGGCGUCUGCUGCAGAGGCCAUCAUGGAGGCGAAUUGGUACAAGCAGCAGGAUCAACUUCCCGAGGAGCAGCCCGCGACUGCUCCCGAGCAGGUGUCGCUGAGCCAGGAAUCGCUGCGGAGCGCUCCGUGGAACCAGGCUCCAGCAGUGCCCCUGCAGCAGCACCAGCAGCGCCAGCAGCUGCCGCAGCAGCCGCAGGCUCAGGCAGUGCCUUUGCAGCAGCUGCAGCAGCAGCAGCAGCUGCAGCAGCAGCAGCUGCAGCAGCAGCCGCAGGCUCAGGCCGUGCCGUUGCAGCAGCACCAGCAGCAGCUUCAGCAGCAGCCGCAGGCGAUGAAUGCUCACCACCAGGCGCAGGUGCAGUCGAUGCAGCUCCAGACGCAACCCGUUGCCGGGCAGGUGAUGGACAUCCAGCUGCAGGUGCAGCAGCACCUGCGGCAGCAGCAGCAACAGCAGCAGCUGCGGCAGCAGGCGAAUGCGGCUGCCCACCGCUACUAUUGGCAGUGCAUUCAGAUGGGGCAUCUGCACGAGCAGGCGGUGGCGCUUACGCAAACCUAUGCUGCGACAUCGUUGCGUCAGGACAUGGAGCGUGUGGAGGCUAUUCAUCGGCUGACAGCGUGCUCUGCACACCAGGCACAAGAGGCCGAGCCCGUGCAGGUGCAGCCGCAAGACAGGAGCCCUGCGCUGGACCAGGCCCAAAGGGCAGAGGCCGAGUUGGCACAGGGGCGAGCGGAGAAGGAAGAGGUGGCGCAGGCCCCAAAUUCCUUGGCCAACAAUGCACAGGACCUGGCGGCUCGGCUGCUCCUUGAUGAGGCGGAGGCUGAACUGGAGCACGUCACUCCCGAGGAGGUUGCGAAAAAAGCUCAGGAGAUGGAGAGGGACCGGCAGCGACAAGCAGAGGAGGCCGCAAGGAAGAACAAAGAAGAGGCAGAAAAAGGGGAAGAGACUCAGGCGACGUGGCGCACAAUAAGGAGGAGGAGGAAGAAGGAGGAGGAGGCUGAGCGGAAGCGCCAAGAAGAGGAGGCUGAACGGAAGCUCUGUGAAGAGGCUGAGCGCCAGUUGAAGCGCCAAAAAGAGGAGGCAGAACGGAAGCGCCGUGAAGAGGCUGAGCGCGAGCGGGAGCGCCAACAAGAGGAGGCAGAACGCAAGCGGCAAGAAGAGGCUGAGCGGAAGCGCCAAAAAGAGGAGGCAGAACGGAAGCGCCGUGAAGAGGCUGAGCGGCAGACCAAGCGCCAAGAAGAGGAGGCUGAGCGGAAGCGCCAAGAAGAGGAGGCCGAACGGAAGCGCCGCGAAGAGGCUGAUCGGCAGCGCCAUGACGAGGAGCGGAGGAAAGAAGGGGAGGCCCUCCGCAAGUUGCAGUGGGACACCCGGAAGAAGCACGCAGAUGAGAAGGCGACUGCAAAGGUGAAGAAUCAAGAGAUGAUCCUCAACGGCGCCUUCGAACACAGGCAGGAGCAUGAGGCCAAGAAGAACAAGGAAGGCCAGAAAAAGAAGAAGAAGCAGGCUGAGAUGAAGCAAGAGCCUGGCGAUGCACCGGCUCGUGAAGCCAAGCCGGCUCAGGAGAGCGUUCGGGAAUCAGCGAAGAAGGCGCCAACGCAGAUACUGGAGCAGACGGUACAGAAGGCAGCCCUUGCUGAUCUGAAAGGUAAGCUGGACGCGAAGAAGGCCGAGAGCAAGAAGAAGGCGAAGGGGAAGGCUUCGCAGCCAAAGCAGCCAGACGACCAAGCCUCACAGCCAAAGCAGCCGGCCAAAGAUGCCUCACAGCCAAAGCAGCCGGCCAAAGAGGCUCCCAAGAAGAAGCCAGCGCAGGCUUCAAAGGGGUCCUCUUCGAGCACUUCGGAUGAGAGCGAUUCUUCCAAGCAAAGGAAAGCUGCUGCGGACGCUGCCAUCAAGAUCACGAAGGAUCCCGUCCAGCGGGUCGGGCGCGCGAAGGCAAAGUCACCUGCGCGCCGGCAUGACAGAAGGUCCCGGUCGGAACGUCACAAGGGCAGGCGGGGCCGCUCCAGCUCUGACCGGCGCAAAAGCAAACGGUCCCGAUCUGCCCGCAAAGCCAAGCGAAGCAGUUCGGACCACCGCCGGGGUAGACGGUCCCGGUCUCACUCGGCCGGCGUCCUCAUAAGGGAGCGAAAGAAGGGCAAGCGGUCACGCUCGGACCACCGGAAAUCCCGAAGGUCCGCCCGAAGGUCGCCUUCCGACCACCGGAAGUCCCGACGGUCCGCCCGACGGUCGCCUUCCGCUCGCAAGCGCAAGCGCUCCGAUCGGAACGACUCCGCAGCAUUGCAGGCGAGGGAGGAACCUCACAGCGACCGGGCCACGCAGGAUCCCUACCUGGAUUUGGUGGCCUGA